Messenger RNA from Nicotiana tabacum (common tobacco), 3217 nucleotides. RefSeq names its product histone-lysine N-methyltransferase SUVR3. Gene Ontology annotation, molecular function: histone methyltransferase activity; double-stranded DNA binding; protein binding. NCBI's taxonomy places the organism in Eukaryota, Viridiplantae, Streptophyta, Magnoliopsida, Solanales, Solanaceae. The record is from RefSeq and is a predicted model, not a curated record.
GUAAGGGCAUAGAAAAACGAGUCAGAUCCACUGAGAGCUCUCCAAGCCUGGAAUGUGCAACGCGAUGGACAAACAACAAAGGACCGGCGAAGGGGAACAAUACGAGGGCGGAUUACUUUGCCGGUUUGCCCAUCUCGUGUUGCCAUACUUAGAACCUGCAGGUCUAGCCUCCGUCUCAGCAACCUGCAAGGCGUUACGUGUAGUUUCCAAGGCUAUUACUUCCAGAAGAAUCUCCGACGCUUCUAGAGGCAUGGAGACUUACCCCAUUUCUUUCUUCAACUCCGUCGACUCCGAACUUUACGCCUACUUCAUCUACUCCUCUGUUCAGACCCUACCCACCUCCCCAUCCUUCGCCGGUCUAUGCUGGGGAGGAGAAAUUGGAGGUUCAGGUCGGGUUAGGCAGCACCCGUUCGUAAUCCGGGUGGAAGGUUCUAACGGGUGCGGGUGUGAGAGUUGCGACUUGGAUUGCCCGUGCAUGGAUUUUUCUUCCGGGUUGCCGACCCGAGAAUGCGGGCCGAGUUGCCAUUGCGGGUCAGAGUGCAGGAACAGGUUAACUCAGAAAGGAGUAUCAGCGAAGCUGAAGGUGGUGAAGGAUAGGAGAAAAGGGUGGAGUUUGGUUGCUGCUGAUUUCACUCCAAAAGGGAAGUUCAUAUGCGAGUACACAGGAGAACUUUUGACCACCGAGGAAGCAAGAAAUCGCCAGAAACUGUAUGACAAAAUUUCAAAGAGUAGCCGCUUUUCGCCUGCACUGCUGGUUGUGAGGGAGCACCUUCCAUCUGGAAACGUGUGCAUGAGAUUCAACAUUGAUGCUACCAGAAUUGGCAAUAUUGCACGUUUCAUUAACCAUUCCUGCGAUGGUGGUAACCUUUGUACAAUGAUAGUUCGAAGUUCGGGAGCACUGCUACCCCGAGUUUGCUUUUUCUCUUCCAGGGAUAUUUUGAAGAAUGAAGAGCUCAGUUUCAGUUAUGGGGAUACUACGCUUAACCUAACAGGCUCUCAAUGCUUUUGCGGUAGUGCAUGUUGUUGUGGGAUCCUUCCAUCAGAGCACACAUGAUGUGGUAAGGUAACAUUCCAUUUCUUUAAACAUUGUGGUAUAUUUAUACUUCGAGGUGCAUUCCUACAUGGGGACAAUGCAUGCCACUAUCAAGUUCAGCUCUAAAGCACAUGGCGUUGAACAUACAAUGCUGUAAUCCAGAAAAGAUUGAAGAGGCCAUCGAAGGGUGUGGUGGAAUAUUAAGAUUCCUUCACUCUUAACCAGUGACUUUCCUUGGUUCGUGCCCUGGGAAUGGAGUCCACUUCGGUAGGGAUGCUAAAAACUCCCCAUAGUGAGCUUUCAGCAGUGUGAAUCAGGAUAAGUCGGGUUAGUGAGUUCUGAACACCGGAUGAUUUGAAUAAAAAAGAAAAGAAAAAUUUGAAGAGUCAGUCCUGCAACUAAAUGUUUUUUUUUUCUGUGCCUGAUAUGACGUUCUGUGACGGCAGAUGCAAGCUAGAUUCACAUUCAAUUGAGAAGGGAGGAUAUUGUGUUGUUGGAAUUUAUCUCCUCAAGGAAAAGAUGCUGUGUUUGUCAAGCUGCUAGACAAAGCUAAUGGAUAAGAAGGCACUAGGUGGACAAGAAAAGGGAGUGGUGGACGAGACAAAAUAUUUGGCACUUUUGUGAUCACUUUGAUGACUGAAGAAGAGCAUGGCAGAACAAUGGAAUUGACAGGUUAUUUAGGAUUUAUAUAUUUGGGAAAGUUAAAAAGAUGUAAGCCAGCAAAGAAAAUGUUCACGUGCUACUGUCAAAUGAAAAACAACCUUGGAAAAAGCACCAUAAUGACAGGGUAUUCCAUUACAACGAUGCAGAUGUAAAGUAUAAAAAGGUCUGACACAAUUGCUAGGAAAAGACUUAUUUGGCUAUUUUGCUUGUUGAAAUGGUGAAAAGAUUAUCCGUCUCAAUGUGGACUUCGUCGUUGGAAGAUUUGAAGAACUGCAGCUACCCAAAGUUGAACUCUAAUGGACAAAGAAAGAAACAAUGCUAAUGAUUUGCGAAUAUUCAGAAAUUAAGGGACCACUGAGAAGGUAACUAUCGAAAUUCAGAUACAAUUCCAACAGUUUCUUCAUACAUGAAAUAAAGAAGGAAAGAAAAGCAUCUUCUGGGGUUGGAUCAAGUAAAAGAAAAAAUUCCAUUUUGUGGUAAAACAAACAUGAACUUGACAAGAAUUUUGAGAAUUUCUUGAAUUUAACGACUUUUAUUCAAAAUCCGAAGCAUGACAGAAACCAAACUUAUAGUCCUAUUGUAAAAAAUGGCAAGAGUAGAUUACAUCACUGUUUCAACCAAGUUAUGGUGGUUGACUAGGGUGUCUAUUGAUUAAUUCGGUUUUAAUUGAAGUAUUUGCUGCUGUUAGCUAUUAUACUUGCUAAAUUCUACAGUUGAGGGAGAUAAAGUUGGGGAAAGGAAUAAUAGCAUUCUCCUUGGUUUUGCAAGUCAACAAGAAUUGAUGGCAAGAGGAGUCACUAGAAAUAGUUGAAGAAAAAAAUAGACACUUCCAAGCAGAUGAUUAUGAUAAUAAAGAAGAAAGCUAAAAGGGUACAUGGAAAGGUGAUUGUGAAGCAGAAGCCAUUUGGCACAUGCCUCCGAAGCUGAAAAAAGAUGCUGGUGACUGUUGCUUAAGCAUUCUUUGAUUGGAGUUCAUGAAAGUGUUUGACCAAUUACAACUGCUGACUCAAAUAAGUGGAAGGGACUAACUGGUGGAGCUUGUGUAGUUUUAAACAUAUCACUUGGGAAUUCAGAUUAGACAAAGAGAAAGCAAACGAAGUAACCAGUACUGGUCCAUUAGAUUGGGGAAAAGUUAGUGCUAAAGAGAACAAGAAAUAUCAAAGACCUGGAAGGAGAAUACAAGGAUAUUGCCUAAGAUGUCUAGAAAGUAGCCUAAAAUUUACUAGUGGAAAUCUGAAGAAUGAAACCCAGCAUGACAUAGAGCAACAGCAAGGAAUUGUUUUUGAGGGUUAAAAAUUGAUUGCUUAAGGAUGAUGAUUCUUUUGGGUGUAAGGUUAGUUUUGCUUUGAUCGAUCUCUCUUUUACAAUUAUUUGUACUUGUAAGAGCUUUUGUGUAAAUGUUCUUUUACCUCUGCAAAUCUCUCUAUUCCCUGUCAAAAGAGUAUUUAUUUGACUUCUAACAAAAUUGUCUUUUGACUUUUAUCUUCAGAUUGUAAUAGCAAUGAAAGAACAAUUAUAAUA